Messenger RNA from Protopolystoma xenopodis, 483 nucleotides. The record is from the annotation of a GenBank genome assembly. NCBI's taxonomy places the organism in Eukaryota, Metazoa, Platyhelminthes, Monogenea, Polystomatidea, Polystomatidae.
AUGUUUCGCCGGCAUCGUAGUCGGCAUCAUCAGCGAGUUUUGCCAUUUUUCGCAUCAAGCUACGAACUUGUCAAAGAGACAAGUGAAGCCAAUCCCUCUACAAACGUUCUGCCGAAAGCGGUUACACUAUCACUGCUCUUCCUGUCCUGGCCUAUUUAUCUACUCUUUACCCUCUUCUCCCGCUGCCGCCCUAUCACAACUUCCCACUUGUUUACAUUCAACUCGUCAAAAUGUGUGCCCUUUUGUGGCAAAUCUAGCGUGGCCUCAUCACACUUGCUAUUUACCCCGAACCAUCUCUUUCGAUCAGCUGAUCCGACUCGGGCCUCCAAUCCAGAUCCCGUUCAUGGUCUCGUAGAUCCAUUCACUAUCUUUCUGGUUGACCGAUUUUACUCGGUUCCAGUCACAGUCUGCAUUUCACUCCAGGCGCUAUUUCUCAAGGGCCUAGAAGCACGUACACUGCGUUUCACUAUGCAGAGCGCCUAA